Messenger RNA from Suncus etruscus (white-toothed pygmy shrew), 3744 nucleotides. It is a transcript of the gene TPO, whose product is annotated as thyroid peroxidase. Gene Ontology annotation, molecular function: heme binding; iodide peroxidase activity; calcium ion binding. Gene Ontology annotation, cellular component: membrane. Lineage: Eukaryota; Metazoa; Chordata; Mammalia; Eulipotyphla; Soricidae. Gene Ontology annotation, biological process: thyroid hormone generation; response to oxidative stress. The transcript has 19 exons. Bases 1 to 3744 code for a protein of 1247 amino acids. The record is from RefSeq and is a predicted model, not a curated record.
AUGCCACCUUAUCUCUCAUCAUCUCAGGCCUGUUUCCAUGAAAUAGCAAUAGUGAAGCACCUUAUUCAUGCCUUCUUACUUCUUCAAGACAGAUCUGGAGGGCCUGUGGCUAUGGACUCAUUGCCUAAGCAUCCUCCAGCAAUGACCAUUCUCCUCCUCAGUGUGACCCCAUUAACAUCUCCAGGCUCCUGUAAAAUUCAGUUUACCUUAAUACAGAGUGUCAUUAGCAGAAUAGUGGUGGGAGCACCAGACUUCCAGCAUCUCCUCUCACCAAGAAAAGAGCUGCCCGUUCUUGCCCACUUGAGCGAACAUCAGAGCAUGAAGUCAGUUUAUAUGGGGGUUGCCCAAGGCACAGAAGUAGCUGAAACUCAAGCUGCAGAUGAGCGUGACCACAGAUUGACUCCCAGCCCUGCCCAUCUCUCUUGCUUGAGCGGAGGAGAGACAGAAGAAUCUCAUGUCUUCAGCAUUUUGGAGGAGAGCAAACAUCUGGUAGACAAUGCUUUCUACAAGACUAUGCAAAGAAACCUGAACAAAAGGGAAGUCAUUUCUCCAUCUCAGCUCCUGUCAUUCUCCAAACUCCCUGAACCAACCAGCCGAUCCAUUUCCCGAGCGGCAGAGAUAAUGGAAACUUCAAUACAGGCAAUGAAAAGAAGAGCUGACUUAAAACUUAAACAAUCACAGACUCCAACAGAUAUUUUGUCUGAAAAUAUACUGAACACAAUUGCAAAUGUGUCAGGAUGUCUGCCAUACAUGCUGCCCCCCAAAUGCCCAAAUUCCUGUCUUGCAAACAGAUACAGACUCAUCACAGGAGCAUGUAACAACAGAGACCAGCCCAGAUGGGGAGCCUCCAACACAGCUCUAGCAAGAUGGCUUCUUCCUACCUAUGAAGAUGGAAUCAGUGAACCCAGAGGCUGGAACCCUCACUUCUUAUACAAUGGGUUUCCACUGCCUCCAGUUCGAGAGGUGACUAGACAAGUCAUUCAAGUUUCCAAUGAGGCUGUCACAGAGGAUGACAAGUAUUCUGAUCUACUAAUGGUGUGGGGGCAAUAUAUUGACCAUGACAUUGCCUUCACACCCCAGAGCAUCAGUAAAACUGCCUUCGGUGGAGGAGCUGAUUGUCAGCUGACCUGUGAGAACCAAAAUCCGUGUUUUCCCAUACAGCUCCAGGCCAAUGCUUCCAAGCCCUUUGGCUCUGCGUGUUUGCCCUUUUACCGCUCUUCAGCCGCCUGUGGUACCGGGAACCAAGGAGCUCUCUUUGGCAAUCUAUCCCAGGCAAACCCACGACAACAGAUGAAUGGAUUGACCUCCUUCCUCGAUGCCUCCACGGUGUAUGGCAGUUCCCCGGCCGCAGAGAAACAGCUGCGGAACUGGUCCAGCCCCCAGGGAUUGCUCCGGGUCAAUGCUCGCUACCUGGACGCUGGUCGGGCCUACCUGCCCUUUGCAACACCUCCUGCUCCAGCCGCCUGCGCUCCGGAGCCCGGCACCCCGGGAGUAGCCCGGGUCCCCUGCUUUCUGGCGGGGGACGGCCGAGCCACUGAAGUCCCCUCCCUAGCAGCCAUGCAUACGCUGUGGCUUCGCGAGCAUAACCGCCUGGCCAUGGCGCUCAAGGCCCUCAACACUCACUGGAGCGCAGACACUGUCUACCAGGAGGCGCGCAAGCUCGUGGGCGCUCUGCAUCAGAUUAUCACUAUGAGAGAUUACCUCCCCAAAAUUUUGGGCUCCACGGCCUUUGAGCAGCAUGUGAGCAUUUAUAAAGGCUAUGACUCCACUGUGGAUCCCACAGUCUCCAAUGUGUUUUCCACAGCUGCCUUCCGUUUUGGUCAUGCCACAAUCCACCCCCUGGUAAGACGACUUGAUGCCCACUUCCAAGAUCACCCUGAUCUCCCUAAACUCCGGCUUCAGGAUGUUUUCUUCAGUCCCUGGAGGCUCAUCAAAGAAGGAGGUUUGGAUCCCGUGGUGCGUGGCCUUCUUGCUAGACCCACCAAACUACAAGUGCAGGACCAGCUGAUGAACGAAGAGCUGACAGAGAGGCUCUUUGUGCUGUCCAGCACAGGCACUUUAGAUCUGGCAUCACUCAACCUGCAGAGGGGCCGGGACCAUGGUUUACCAGGUUAUAAUGAGUGGAGAGAGUUUUGUGGCCUACCCAGGCUGGAGACCAGAGCUGAUUUGAACACUACCAUUGGCAACAAGAGCAUUGCUGAUAGAAUAAUGGACUUGUACGGCCACCCUGACAACAUUGAUGUCUGGCUAGGUGGCCUGGUUGAGAGAUUCCUCCCUGGAGCGCGGACAGGCCCCCUGUUUGCUUGCAUCAUUGGGAGGCAAAUGAAGGCCUUGAGGGAUGGUGACCGGUUUUGGUGGGAAAAUGAGGAUGUGUUUACUGAAAUGCAGAGGCAACAGCUGGAAAGGCAUUCUCUCUCUCGGGUCAUCUGUGACAACACAGGCCUCAAUCAAGUGCCCAUGGACGCCUUUCUAACUGGAAGAUUCCCCCUGGAUUUUGAGUCUUGUGAGAAUAUCCCCAGCCUGGACUUGGAGCUGUGGAGGGAGGUCAUUCCUCCAGAUGACCCAUGUGGCCUCCCACCUAACGUAAAUGACGGAGACUACAUGAUCUGUGAGGAAUUUGGAAGACGGGUGGCAGUCUAUUCCUGUCGUCAUGGAUUUGAGCUUCAAGGACAAGAGCAAAUUACUUGUACCUUCAGAGGAUGGGAUCCCCAGGCCCCCAUGUGCAAAGACAUUAACGAGUGUGACCGAAGGGUUGAUGCCCCCUGCCAUUCAUCAGCCUGGUGCAAGAACACCAAGGGCAGCUUCCUGUGUAUGUGCACAGACCCCUACAUCCUGGGAGAAGAUGGAAGAACCUGUGUAGACUCCAGGAAACUUCCAAAGGCAUCCCUGGUCUCUAUAGUACUGGGGGCCUUGCUGGUAUGCAGCCUGGCAGCUCUCACCUGGACAAUUAUCUGCAAUUGCAUGUUCUUGGCCUCUGGACACACGUGCCUCACCACAAACUUGGCCUCAACAAAGACUAUGGGCAUGAUUUCAUCUUCAGAAACAUCUCAGCGCCUGCUGUGUCAUCGACCAGCUGAGGGCGACUUCCUCACCCUCAAUAAGCGGAUAAUUCCUCCUUGGGGAUAUGAGGUGAGGAUGGAUGAGAUGGCUCAUGCUGAUGGGAAAUCCUUACUGCCAAUCAUUGAGAAAAAUGAAAAAAUUCCUUCCCAGCUAACCUGUGGAAGAUACCAAGAAAUGGAUGCUUCCCAGCACAGUUCUGCAAAGGGAACUGAGCAGCAUGGUGUCCCCACUGACAUUGAGUGUAAAAGGAAUUUAGUACUAAACUCUCCUGCCCUGGAGGUAGCAGAAGCAGAUGGGAGGUUGCCCCUGACUCCUUCUGAAGCCCAGAACCUGGCUGUUUGGUUCAGUGCCUUUGAAAUCCACAGUGUAACUUUGGUCACCCUAAAGUCAGUGUACCCCAGGCACAUGUAUGAGGCUCCAGAGCCACAGCAUGUUCUCUUCCAAGUGUUCAGUGCAUUCUCUGUGUCCCAGGACCUUCCUUGUGGGUCACAGGUGCUGGUUUGUUCCAAGGAACCAAGGCUUCUCCAUCUGGAACCCAACACAGCCAGUGUCCCUGAUGCUGUCACGGAGCAACCAGUGCCUAUUGGACCAGGAACCUCUCAGCAGUUGAGUGGGAAAACUUCUUGGCCAAAACAGUUACAAGAACCAAAUUGUGGGAACAAUUCAAGUACUUAUGAUCACUGA